Molecule: messenger RNA, 321 nt
Organism: Oikopleura dioica
Lineage: Eukaryota; Metazoa; Chordata; Appendicularia; Copelata; Oikopleuridae
Source: the annotation of a GenBank genome assembly
AUGAAAAUCGAUGUUUUCUUCCAAACUGAUCAAGGAGAGGGUGUCGCUUCGAACUGGACUCCUCUCCGUACUCUGAGAACCAAUUCAGAUGGUCGAACUGACACAGCAGUCCUCGGCGACGAAGAAAUCCGCAAAAUCAACGCCAACGCGGAUGUCUUCUACAAACUCGUUUUCUUCACCGACGAGUACUACUCUGGAAGGGAAGUUUUUUACCGUCGACCAGAAAUGGUCUUCCGAAUCAAAAAAGAGCAAAUUGAAGAGCAUUUUCAUGUGCCAAUUCUCUGUACUCCCUUUUCCUACUCUACUUACAGGGGCUCCUGA